CUUCUUCCUGCCCACUAUUCUACUGUAUUUUCUAUAAUGCGGAAUCUGUCCCUUGUCGCGUCGACAUCUUGUACAUUGACAUUGGAAUCAGCAAGCAUUUCGUGCACGACCAUCGAUCUUGACCGAAAUAUCACAUAUAUAGCGACUGAACGCUGUAAUGCAGAUGCAGAUGUUGAGGUGACGAUAUGGAAGACGAUAUCGGACGAAAAGGCCACUUGUUUUUAUAAAUUGAAUACCACUGCGUUGUCAGAUUAUACAUCACAACUUCAAGUUGUUUCCUUUCGAGUACUUCUGGACAGUCAACAGCUUGUCGUAGUUCUUCGCAGUGGGGAUAUCGCAACCGUACCCAUAGAAGAUAAUGAAUCGCAGAUAGACGAUGUUGUUGGUACAGUUGAUGGAGGAAUUUUCGCCGCGUCAUGGAGCCCAGAUGAUUCUUCUCUUGUGCUUGUCACCGGGGACAACAAAUUAAUAUUGAUGACUUCAACAUUUGAUGUUCUGUCUGAAACAUCCUUGCAUCCCGCUGAUUUUGGCGAAGAUGCUCCAAUCAACGUCGGCUGGGGUUCUAAACAGACACAGUUUCACGGCUCGGCGGGCAAAGGUGCCGCUCAGGCGCCUUCCAAUGUAAAUAUCGGCAUCAGCCCCGACGACGACACUCUCCCUCGCAUCAGCUGGCGCGGUGAUGGUGCCUUCUUCUCUGUGUCUUCUCUGUCUGCGGAUCAAACUAAACGUCGCGUACUCCGCGUGUAUGACCGUCAAGCAGCAUUGCAAACCACCUCCGAGCCUGUCGCUGGCCUUGAACAUACGCUUUCGUGGAGACCAUCUGGGAAUCUGAUCGCGGCGACACAGCGAUUCGGGUUUGAAGGCGGUGGAAUUGGUAAAGCCGGACGUCACGAUGUUGUCUUCUUUGAGCGCAACGGCCUCCGCCACGGAGAGUUUGGUAUUAGAGUCGGUGAUCCGAGUGUAAACGAUACGUCUAAAUCAGAAGACUUAAUGUGGGGCUAUAAGGUUAGGGAGCUCAGAUGGAGCUCGGAUUCAAAUAUACUGGCGCUAUGGAUUACGAGGAAGGAGGGAGACAUCGUACAGCUCUGGACGGUAGGAAAUUAUCAUUGGUAUCUCAAACAGGACAUUGUAGCGCCUUCAAAUGCUUCACGGCCUGGCUGUUUCACAUCAGUGGAAUGGCAUCCUGAGAGUGCGCUCACAUUAAUCUUAACGACAAAAUCCCAGGUCAUCCGACGGACCUAUGCUUGGAUUACGUCUUCUUCUCCAACAGUUCCUCCUCUGGAUACAGGUUCCGUUGCAGUGAUUGAUGGAUCCAACGUCUUGCUAACGCCAUUCAGGACACAAAAUGUCCCUCCGCCGAUGUCCUCAUGUCAACUUGCCGUGCUGCCUGAACUUUCCCAGGUACCCCGCAUUCCUAUCCAUACAGGUUUCGCCCACGGAUCAGACACGUUAGCUGUUCUCUGGGAGACGGGAUAUGUGGAAGUUUGGGAUCUCUCAACAAGACUGACGCCUGGAAGAGGGAAGAUCAUGGACCCGAAGAGGGUUGCGUGCCGGACCUCCCCCAGUGCAGAACCUGGAUCGUAUAGACAGAUUGUACUACGGAGCGAUGGCGUCCUUCUUCUCCUUGGGUCUGAUAACGGUGAUGGGUCGGAUAUCAUCACAACCAUUGAGAUCGAGGGAGGGGCAGAACAAUCUAUGUUGAUGCCAUCCCGAAAUGGCCGUCUACUGCCUGUGGACCAAGGAGUUAUAUGGCAGUCAUCAGGGGGACAAUUGUUUAAUGUCCGGGCUGAUAGUUCAUCGUUCAUCUGCAGCUUCCCUUCGUUUUGCCUGGUCUCAGAACGCAUCGUCGUUGAUGACUCAGAAGGCGGCUUCUUGUAUCUGGGAUUAACAGAAUCUGGGAAGAUGUACAUCAGCGGGAAGGAUAACUCAAGUGCACUAAUCGCCUCAAAUGCGACGUCUUUUACACUCGCUUCUGGGUUCUUGAUAUUUACUACGGGGAACCAUGAAGCCGUUUUCGCAGAUAUUAAAUCGCUAUUCUUGUAUAUCAAAGCGGAGAAUGAGAACGACAGAGAGGCGCUCAAAGGCACUUGGAAGAAACGGCGUGUCGAGAGGGGUUCACGAAUCGUUGUUCCAGUGCCCAGUGCAAUGGGCCUCGUUCUGCAGAUGCCUAGAGGAAACUUAGAGACAAUAAAUCCGCGACCCUUGGUCAUGGAGGUAAUUAAGCAGGAUUUGAAUAACCAAAAGUAUCGCAAGGCGUUCAUGGCUUGUAGGAAGCAUAGGAUCGAUCUUAGCGUCAUCGUACAACAUGACCAGAAGAAGUUUUUGGAUAACGUUGCCACGUUUGUUGAGGAUGUGAAAGAAGUUGAUCAUAUUAAUCUCUUUCUGACAAAUAUUGGCCGUUCUUCCCAACCUCCGGAAGCUAUCGCCAGAAUAUGUGAUAUCGUACGGGACGAGUUGGAGAAGAGAAAUCUGACUGGAUAUGUCAAUUCCAUAUUGACUGCUCACGUUGUGAAGACCCCUCCGGACCAUGAAUCAGGGCUGGGGUUGCUACUGCGCUUGCGGGAUGCGAACCCGGAGUUGGUAGAAGAUGCAGUCAAGUACAUCAUCUUCCUAGUGGAUGCCGAUAAGCUGUUUGAUACCGCUUUGGGAAUGUAUGAUUUCUCAUUGGUGUUGAUGAUUGCACAACACUCCCAGAAGGACCCCAGGGAGUACCUUCCUUUCCUCCGCGAGCUGCGCGCGCUGGGGAGAUAUAUGCAAAAGUUCCGGAUCGAUGAUCACCUGAAGAGAUACGAGAGUGCUUUAAGGAAUCUAGGCCUCGCUGGAGAUGAUCACUUUGAUGAAGCAGUAGCUUAUAUCGAGCUACAUCAACUGUAUGAGACUGCACUGUCGAUAUGGAAGGGGACAGAGCGGCACAACACUGUUUUGUCUGUGUAUGGUGAUUGGUUGUUUGAAAGAAGAGAGUUUAGACAGGCUGCGUCAGUAUUUGUAGAAUCUGGGGCGCUUUCUAAGGCGUUGGUGGCGUACGAAAAGGUGUUGGAGUGGCAAUGUCUUUUUGACCUGGCUGUUCGGACAGAAAUGCCUGAAGAGGACCUUGUUGCGAUGGGAUAUCGUGUUGGCGAGGAUUUGACAUCGAAGAAACGUUACCUGGAAGCUGCACGUGUAAUUCUCGACUACGCUAAAGACACUCGAGAGACGGUGAUUACACUUGUUCAAGGCAAUGAAUUUGCUGAAGCCCGCCGAAUUAUGACGCUUCACCAUAGGCCUGACCUCUUGGCUGAUGUCAUCUAUCCCGGUGCUCUAGAAAGCCGAUACCAAAUCAAGGAGGACGUGAACGAAAUGCGGGAACAACUGCGUAAGCAGUUCUCUAGACUACAGGAGCUGCGCAUCAAGAAGGUGGAAGCACCAGAUGCAUUCUUUGGCGUUGAAGACACGGCCUUACAUAAUGUGGAUGUGAUGACUGACGUAUCGAUGCCCUAUACCGCCUUCACCCGGUAUACGGCAGCUCCGUCAGCCACAUCCCGGUCAUCCAAGCAAAGUUCCCGGUCCAAGAGGAAGCAAGAGAGGAAGGUGGGGUCGGGUAGGAAGGGGACAGUGGAUGAGGAAGAGUAUCUUUUCAAGUCUGUGGCUAAGCUCGUUGUAAAGUUUACCAGCACCCGAGAUGAAGCCCGAAGCCUUAUUCCGCACCUUUUCGAGUUCACACCCGACCAUCGUGAAGAGGGUUCCAAUCUUCAGAAGGAGAUCGAUGCGUUCGAGCGGGAGCUUCAAGAGACAGUAGAGGACAUCUGGAAGAAGCCCGCAGAGGGGGGUGAAUCGGCGACAGAUUCUUGGGCUACGCGAAUGGAGCAAGUCGAGAAAGCAAAAUGGCUGAACCCUGUUGAUUCCGUACCCAAGCCUGAGUUGGGACGUAAUGCAGACUGGCGGCUGAGGCUUUUGGACUUGGACUUGGGGGCGUAAAUUGAUGACCUAGUGUCGCAUCAAUUAUCUUUGGAUCAGCGGUGGGAGACUUAGUCCAUUCCGAGUGGACUACGUCAUUUGUUGGCUUGUUUCUGCGUUAUAUGGUGGUCAGAAUGCUGCUGUCGCGGAAGAGGCAUUGACUGCUUCCGAACGGGGACCUCGUCCACAAUAGAUUAAAAAUACGCCACAGGGAAUCAAGGGAUGUGUUCUGUAAUUUUGUAAUCCUAUCCAAUCUGGAGACUGGGUUGUUCUAAUUCUAAUCUAAUACUCCUCCGUCCCCUCCAU
Guyanagaster necrorhizus is the source of this 4239-nucleotide messenger RNA. RefSeq names its product Elongator complex protein 1. The coding region runs from base 37 to 3954 and encodes 1305 amino acids. The record is from RefSeq and is a predicted model, not a curated record. Gene Ontology annotation, biological process: tRNA wobble base 5-methoxycarbonylmethyl-2-thiouridinylation. Gene Ontology annotation, molecular function: tRNA binding. Gene Ontology annotation, cellular component: elongator holoenzyme complex; cytosol. The transcript has 22 exons. Lineage: Eukaryota; Fungi; Basidiomycota; Agaricomycetes; Agaricales; Physalacriaceae.